Molecule: messenger RNA, 2043 nt
Organism: Chinchilla lanigera (long-tailed chinchilla)
Lineage: Eukaryota; Metazoa; Chordata; Mammalia; Rodentia; Chinchillidae
Gene: Ocstamp
Product: osteoclast stimulatory transmembrane protein
Exons: 3
Coding region: 140-1642 (500 amino acids)
Cellular component (GO): membrane
Source: RefSeq, a predicted model, not a curated record
AGGCAGCCAGGAGGACUUAAUUACAGGCUAGAAAAGCAGAAGCAGCAGGUCCUCCCAAGUCCCAGCAGUCAUCCUGCUUCCUCUCCACCUGGCCCGCUGCUGCACACCACCUGCCUGAAGCCACUGCUGCUCCAGGACCAUGAGGGGCCUCCAUGCAGCUGCUGAACACCUCCUCAGGACCGGGUGGAGAUUCUGGCAGUUGGGGAUCCAAAAGGCAUUUGUCCCACUGCGUGCUGCCUGGGAUGCCUUCUCCCAGCCUGUCCCGGCCAGCUGUGGCCAGUUGCUGACCCACGUCCUCCUGUGCGGGUCCUUGGCUGUCACUGCUGCAGGUCUGGUUCAUCACUGGCUGACAUCUUCACAGCUUUAUCCACUGGAUCUCUCAGCCAUGGUGGCUACGGUCUGUGGCCUCCUGGUCUUCCUGGUCCUGGGCCUGGUGCCCCCAGUCCGCUGCCUGUUUGCACUCAGUGUGCCCACCUUGGGCACAAAGCAGGGCCGCCAGCUGCUCCUGUCCUACAGUACUGCCACCCUAGCCAUUGCUGUGGUGCCAAAUGUCUUGGCCAACGUGCGUGCCACCGGGCAGGUGCUGAGAUGCGUCACCGAGGGCUCCCUGGAGAGUCUGCUCAACACCACCCACUAUCUGCAUACCGCAUCCAGGGCACUGGGCUCCGCAGGCCGAGCAGGCAGCCGGGGCCUGACGCUCCACGUCCAGGGCAAUGGCUCUGCCUUCCGCCUUCACAUGCUCAAGGUCGCUCAGCAAGUCCUGGAGGAUUUCUCUGACCUAGAGUCCCUGGCUCUGACAGUAGCACGGGGUACCCAGCGGGUAGUCACAGGGCUGUUUAUGCUUGGCCUCCUGGUAGAGUCGGCCUGGUACCUCCAUCGCUACCUGACGGACCUGCGGUUUGACAAUAUCUACGUGACACGGAGGCUGGCUCAGCAGCUGGCUCAGGCUCAGGCCACACACCUGACGGACUCUCCACCGGCCUGGCUGCUCCAGGUUGCCCAGCCAAAGCUGUCACAGCAGGAGCUGCUGAGCUGUCUCCUAAGGUUGGGACUGCUUGUCCUGCUCCUGGUGGCCACAGCUGUGACAGUGGCCACUGACCACAUGGCCUUCCUCCUGGCACAGGCAGCUGUGAAGUGGGCUCAGAAGCUGCCCGUUGUGCCCAUCACACUCACGGUCAAGUAUGAUGCAGCAUACACCGUCCUGGGCUUCAUUCCCUUCCUCUUCAACCACCAACCCGCUGAGAGCCCCUUCCUGUCCGAGCACAGAGCCUACUCGUGGGAGCUCCGCCUCACCUCCCGAGACUGCCCCCUGCUGCCCGCCCAGCAUCCACGCACCGCCUCGGCGCUGGCCGCAGGAGCCCUGCAGCUCCUGGCCGGCUCCACCGUGCUCCUGGAAACCUACGCCCGGCGCCUGAGGCAUGCGAUCGCUGCCUCCUUCUUCUCCGCCCAGGAGGCCAGGAGGGUCUGCCACCUUCAUGCCCGGCUCCAGCGAAGACACGACAGGCACCAAGGCCAGCAGCUGGCCCGGGGGCCCUUUCCAGCCCCUGACACCCGGGCCUGCCUGCAGGCACCGAGCACAGGUACACAGGCCAACCGAGUACUGGAUCCCUCGGAGAACAGAGAACCUUUGCAACAGACCUGAGUUGCAACCAUGGCCCUCUGAUGACCUUGGGUGUAUCGCACCACCUCUCUGAACCUCCGUUUCUGCAUCUACGUAAUGACUGCGAGGUGACAGUCACCCUGAACCACAUUCUACACAGGAACGUGCAAGGAGAUACUGGGCUUGCAAGGCCUGAAAGGACGAUGCAAAGGCGAAGUAAGAAGUGCAGACAGCUCCAGGUUCCUGCCGGCCGCCUGGAGAUCGGUGCAGUCUCCCACCUGCACCAGCUGCUACACCUGUUGGGUGGAGACUCAGCUUCGUGAAUUUACCUACAGUCUUCUGGAAAUUAUUUAUAUGCCUCUGAAUCCUCUGAAUUAUUUAUAGAAUCUAAACUUUUUAUUUUAUAAACAAACGUAUUGAUUAAAUCUUAGAUGAAAUGUUAA